Messenger RNA from Musa acuminata subsp. malaccensis (wild Malaysian banana), 2149 nucleotides. RefSeq names its product ABC transporter G family member 1-like. The record is from RefSeq and is a predicted model, not a curated record. Gene Ontology annotation, cellular component: membrane. Lineage: Eukaryota; Viridiplantae; Streptophyta; Magnoliopsida; Zingiberales; Musaceae. Gene Ontology annotation, molecular function: ATP hydrolysis activity; ATP binding; ABC-type transporter activity.
CUCCCGUUCGUAAGCUCGAUGGCGGUGGAGAUGGCGCAGGAGAUGGGAGUGGUGGGCGGGACGGCGGACCAUGUGGUUCGGGUGGGGUCGGCUGAUGUCGGGGUUCACUUGACGUGGCAGGAUCUGUGGGUGACCGCAUCCAACGGUAAGGAUGCGUCGCACGUCAUCCUUUCCGGCAUAACCGGCUACGCCCAGCCCGGCGCCGUCUUGGCCAUCAUGGGCCCCUCCGGCUGCGGCAAGACGACCCUACUUAACGCUUUAGCAGGGAGGCUCGGCGCAAGAACGAAGCAAUCCGGCCACAUUUUGGUGAAUGGCCGACGACAGCGACUGUCUUUUGGGAACUCGGCCUACGUGACACAAGACGACAUCCUGAUGACCACGCUCACAGUAAGAGAAGCGGUGUACUACUCGGCGGAGCUGCAGCUCCCCAAGACCAUGACCAGGUCGGAGAAGAGGGAGAGAGCAGAGACGACCAUCAGGGACAUGGGUCUGCAGGCAGCCAUGGACGCCAGGAUCGGAGGCAACUUCUCGUCCACAGGGAUCAGCGGUGGGCAGAAGAGACGAGUGAGCAUAUGUAUUCAGAUCUUGACCCACCCCAAGCUCCUCUUCUUGGACGAACCCACGAGCGGCCUCGACAGCGCGGCGUCGUACCAUGUCAUGAGCCGCAUCGUCAACCUUGCCAAGCAUGACGGCCGGACCGUGCUCGCGUCAAUUCAUCAACCUGGCAGUGAUGUCUUCGAGCUGUUCGACGAUUUGUGCCUUUUGUCUGAUGGUAAAACAGUAUACUUUGGACCGACUUCGGGAACCAACGAGUUCUUUGCUCUGAAUGGUUUUGCAUGCCCGACCUUCAUAAACCCAUCCGACCACUUCCUUAGAACAAUAAACAAGGACUUCGACGAGGAACGGGAAGAAGGCUCCAGUGCCGGCUUGAUGAAUGCCACGAAGGCGAUCGAUGUGCUGACAACCGCAUACAAGCAGUACAAGACAUGCCAAUACGUGGAGCGACGAGUAGCUGAGAUCUGUAACAUGGAUAGGGAUCUUGUAGAGAACAGAGCGCAAGUCAGUUUCUUCACCCAGGUGCUUGUUCUCACAAAGAGAUCCUUGGUAAACAUGCACAGGGAUUUGGGUUACUACUGGCUUCGGCUUGCAGUAUACCUCAUGUUGGGUAUAUGCAUUGGUACUCUAUUCCACGAUAUUGGACACAGUUAUGGGUCAAUUCAGGCCAGAGGUUCCGUGCUCAUGUUUGUUGGAGGCUUUCUCACUUUCAUGGCGAUCGGAGGAUUUCCUUCCUUUGUGGAAGAUAUGAAGAUCUUUGGAGCGGAAAGACUAAAUGGACACUACGGCGUCGCUGCGUUCAUGAUCAGCAACACGCUAUCCUCGGCGCCAUUUCUGGCUCUCGUCUCGUUGAUUCCGGCGGCCUCCGGUUACUUCCUGAUCGGCCUCCAGAGAGGGUUUGAUCACUUCCUCUUCUUCUGCCUGGUGCUCUUCGCGUCCAUGAUGGUGGUGGAAGGACUGAUGAUGAUCGUAGCAAGCGUCGUGCCCAACUAUCUCAUGGGCAUCAUCUCCGGUGCCGGAAUCCAAGGAUUGAUGAUGCUAUCAGGUGGCUUCUUCCGGUUGCCCGGCGACCUGCCGAAGCCAGUGUGGAAGUACCCAAUGUACUAUAUUUCCUUCCACAAGUAUGCCAACCAAGGGUACUACAAGAACGAGUUCGCAGGGCUGACCUUCCCCAGCAACCAAGCAGGUGGAGCAGCCACCAUCACCGGGGAGGAGGUUGUGAAGGAUUACUGGCAGAUGGAGGUGGGAUAUUCCAAGUGGGUCGAUCUUGCCAUACUGUUUGCCAUGGUGAUUAUUUACAGGCUCUUGUUCUUGGUGGUCGUGAAGAUGACCGAGAAGGUGAAGCCACUGCUGGUGGAGUUGCUGAAUGCGCCACCCAAGAGGACCAUGCAGGUCGUGGGACAGCCUCUUGAAGAUUAAGCAGAGCCAAAGCAUCGAUGAUAUCAGCUCUAUCCAUUAUCACUGAUGUUUAUGGCACUGUAGGGUUUGUGUUUGUGUACUCUUUAGCACUGUAUGGUUUUUGUACGUUUGAUGGAUAAGCAUCGAUGUUUAUGGAUUGUGUACGCUUAUGUGUUUACGCUAAAAUUUUAUAUUA